AUGGAAGGGAAUCGAUGUAGGGAACAGGCAAGAAACAUUGCCUGUGUCCGGACACCUCAUGCAGCGGACGCUCGAAACCUCUACGGCCUCGGUGCGGGCUGCCUCAGACACGCAAUGUACCGGUCCACGUCAGAUCGAGCCAAGAGGUACAUCACACGCCGGACCGUCCAAAGUCCUUGGACGAAAGAAACAAGCACUUGA
Messenger RNA from Colletotrichum orchidophilum, 201 nucleotides. RefSeq lists its product as uncharacterized. Lineage: Eukaryota; Fungi; Ascomycota; Sordariomycetes; Glomerellales; Glomerellaceae. The coding region runs from base 1 to 201 and encodes 66 amino acids. The record is from RefSeq and is a predicted model, not a curated record. The transcript has a single exon.